AUGCUGGAGCCGACCUGUAGGGCCUUCUUCGACCUGCAAGGAGUCCAGCUCCGUCCCGCCCCGGAUGUAGUCAUGACGACCCAUGAGGCUCGAGUGCCCGUGCAGACGAGUGUGUUAGGUCUGGAGUUAGGCAGGGUUAGGAGGCCGCCGGAACGCGAAGCACGGACGGAGACUGAUUUGGCAAGUAUAGCAGAUGAAGGCGAGGAGGGUGUUGAAGAUCCACAGCUGCCAAGUCAGGUCAAACAGGCAGAGGAGCAGUGGUGGAAGGCGGCUGAUGAUAAGCGGAUGGCCGAAGCAGAAGCCAAGAGGAGACGGGCUGAAGAGAGACAACGGCGCCGUGAUGGCGACACCGAUCCUAUCGUCUCUUUCCUGGGAACUGGAGACAUACGUGAAGCAUGGGAGCGUGGGGCACGAGCCGCUGCAAGGGCACACGUGGGAGAGGCAGGAGAGGAGCUCGCCAGCAAUGUGCGGCAGCAUAUCGAGGAGGAUAGGGGAUACGUGAAAGUUCGCUUGCCCAGCGUAAAGCGGAAGGGGGCUGAAGAGGCCCGGAGAGGGGACGUCGAUGUGCUAGAGAAUUUGGGAGAGGCGAAAAAGAAGGCGCAGAGCAACACGGGUGCAAAGGCUCAUAAGAUGGCGGAGGUAGUGGCGCAUCAGAAAGCAGAGGAUGCGGCCCAUCGGUUCGUCGAUGCAGAGGCGGCACUUACGGCAGAGGACGGGGCGCCAAAGGAAGCAGAGGCUGCGGCGCAGCAGAAGGUGGGUGCAGAGGCGGUCAAGAGUGCGGAGGCAGUCGCGCGUAAAGAAGCGGGUGCAGCAGCAAAGCUGACGUCGGAGGCAGUCGAGCUGCAGGUGGUGGAGGCAGUGGCGCAGAAGGAAUCAGAGGCAACGGCGAGCCAGAAGGAUGAGGGUGCGGCGCCGCAGAAUGAUGAGGCAGACGCACAAAAGGAAUCAGCGGCACCAGCGCAGCAGAAUGAGGAGGGUGCGGCGCCCAGGAUGGUUGAGGCAGAGGCGCACAAGGAAUCAGAGGCAGCGGCGCAGCAGAAUGAGGAGGGUGCGGCACCGAAGAUGGUUGAGGCAGAGGCGCACAAGGAAUCAGAGGCAGUGGCGCAGCAGAAUGAGGAGGGUGCGGCCCCGAAGAUGGUUGAGGCAGAGGCGCACAAGGAAUCAAAGGCAGCGGCGCAGCAGAAGGAGGAGGGUGCAGAGCCGAAGAUGGUUGAGGCAGAGGCGCACAAGGAAUCAGAGGUAGCGGCGCAGCAGAAGGAGGAGGGUGUGGCACCGAAGAAGGUUGAGGCAGAGGCGUAG
Closterium sp. NIES-65 is the source of this 1299-nucleotide messenger RNA. NCBI's taxonomy places the organism in Eukaryota, Viridiplantae, Streptophyta, Zygnematophyceae, Desmidiales, Closteriaceae. The record is from the annotation of a GenBank genome assembly.